CUUAUGUGAGAAUAUACUGUUUUCAUUGAUUCAUGAACAUUUCAAAUUUCAUUACAAAAAUAAUUGAGGAAAAACACAACAGACUGAAAAUUCUGUGCGUUCUAGAUUACAGUGACAUCAGAAUAAAUUAGUGUGUGUUGUUAAAUGUGUGUGUUGCAUGCAUACUGUAUGUGAUCUGCAUGUUUAGGUUCAAAUAUGUCUAAAUGGGCAUCUGCAUUUAAGUUAAACAUCUACACCUUUCUAUCACUGAUAUUCUUGUUUUUAUGAAUACUCAUGUGUUGUGUACGUGUGGGUGUUGACUUCCUGAAGAUGAUGUGGUGUCCAGCAGUAAUUUAAUGUGCUGUCAGCGCAGUCACAGCAAAACUCCAUCAUGAGUGCACAGAGUCUGGGUGAAAUGCCAGGAGAUGUCAUAGUGGGGACACUAUUUAAUUUACUAUUACCUUUUUUACUACUGACCGCAAUAUCACUGAGGUACAAUGGGCUAUCAGUCGUUUAUCUUCUCUUUCUUCUGUCUGUACCGCUGUUGCCCAGUCCAAACUUGGCUACUAUGAAGGGGAAAACAGGCGGGUUUCUUCGGGCUAUUUGCUCCACUGGAGUAAUAUUUUUGGCAUUGCAGUGUGGGAUGCAAAUCACCUUCACAUAUAUUCCCAAGGAUGUGUCUGGGCCAUGGGACAACAUUUUGUUUCACCUUGGCAUUGUCAGGUUUAGUGAUGUGGACACACUUAACAUAAUACGUCUGCUAAUACCAGAUUUUGGUGUCUUCCUGUCUACACUGUUCAUCAUCCGUUGGUGCAAGGCCAGGAUCCCACCUCACAGUGAAAACUGCAGUCAGCUCUAUGAGACUGAGGGUUCGGAUGAAGAGAUUUCAGACUCAGAAUGUGAUAGGGACAGUGGGACGUCUGAAGGUUCCUCCUUUGACACCUCUGUUCAGAGCCGCAGCUCUCCUGCCUCCUCUCCUGACGUUCUGCAGAAACUCAUCAUAUUUAUGACUGGACUGAGACUUCUCGUGUCUUCAGCAAUGAACACUGCUGGAAAAGUUUUGGUCACUGUUCUGUUAGGGCUGGCAGGUAUAACGUUUCCCUCUCUGACCUCGGCGCUGUAUUUCAUGGUGUUUCUUGGCCUUGUGUGGAGCUGGGUGUUGGACUACACCAUCUCUCUGCUGCACUACAGCUCUCUGUGUGUAAUGAUGACCAUCUUCAGUGGAGGACACGUUCUUAUCAUCUACCUCUACCAGCUGCCUCUCUUCCAACAGUUCAUUCCUCCUCAGGAUGACUUUGCCAGGUUGUUUGGUUUGACAGCGCUCAUCCAGACCAACAUGUCAGAACCGUAUAGACUGGCUCUGCAUGAAGAUGGUAGUUGGCCUGCAAUAAUGAACCCACUGGUGCUCCUACUGCUGUAUUUCUCAGUCAUGAGUCUACUACACAAGUGGAAUCAUUCUAAUGAGGAGGAAAAUAUUGAAAACUAUGCUGAAGACUCCAGCAUCCCAUCAAGCUUCUCCCCUGAAAGAAAAGAGGAUAUGGUGUUGGUGUGGAAGAGGACAUGGCAAGACCACGAAGAUUCUGGGGUGAAUUCCCUGAUUUUAGAGGAUGACUUCCCAAAUUGCUUGGCUUUGUCUUCAUACACACAGAAGAUUUCUUAUUGUACCUCAAAAAAAUAUACUGUGGAGAAUGAAAGCUCCGGAGGCAAUGAAAUAUUUAAUGACGUGGACCCUCUAUCUUCCACUGAUCGGCCUGGACCCAGCGCGUUGAUCCUGUUUGGACAGUUCAUCAUGAAACAGAGCUAUAUAAUUGCUCUCAUCAUCACAAUGGUAUGGAGCAUCAGCUAUAACUCAUGGCUUACAUUAAUAUUACUGGUGUGGUCAUGUGUGAUCUGGAUGUUGAAGGAUCGGCGGCGGUUCGCUAUGCUUAGUGCUCCAUUUCUUGCUGUCUAUGGGACAUUUCUGCUAGUGGUUACGUUCAUCAGUCAACUCCAUCUUAACCAUAUUGACAUUUUCCCUACUUUACCAAAACUUGUCUUGAUGGACUUUGAUGUCUAUGGUUAUCCAGUGCCCUGUGUGCACCUUGCUGCAAAGGUUACUUAUUCGUUUAGUUUCUGGAUUUUACUUAGGCAACGGCUGAAAGAAAAAAAUGAGGAACUGCAGAGCACGGAUGAUUUAAUGGAAGUCAAAGUUCAAGCAUGUGACAACAAUCAAACCUCUCAAAUGAUGACUGUGUUUGGAGCAUUAGUAAAAGGCAUUUUGGUGAAGUACUGGAUCUUCUGCUGUUGCUUCAUGUUCUUCUUUGUCAGUUUUUCUGACAAAGUGGCAGUCUACAAAAUUCUCUAUAUCUGCUUAUUCCUUUUCGGUGUGGUUCUGUACGAGGUGCAUUAUCAAGUAUGGAGAAGUCAAUUGAAGUAUUUCUGGGUGGUUGUGGUUGGAUAUUCAAUGCUAGUUUUGAUCCUGAUCUACGUGUAUCAGUUUAAAAGUGUCUGUAAACUGUUCCAACAGAUUUUAGGCAUAACAGAGGAAAGGUUGCGAGACCUUGGGCUGGAACAGUUUGACACCGUUGAACUAUUUGCACGAAUCUUACGGCCAGCCUUCUUCCUUCUGGCCUGCAUUCUUCAGCUGCAUUAUUUCAACUGUGACUUCCUCUCUUUAACUGAUCUUCAGACAGUUUCGACAAAGAACAGAACAAACAGAGAAGAAGAUCUGAAGGAAACACUGAGGGGGAUUUUUGAUAUGAUAAAGAAAAACACUGAGAAACUCAAAAAAUGGCUGAAGGAAGGGCAGCUCCGUGGAAAAUCUGGUGAUCAAAUGAAUAUUUCAUCUUCCUCCUUGGACAAACAUCAAGAAAUAGAAUUAGAUGAUGAUGUGGAUGCAGUGAACCAGUGGUUGGUGGUGGUGGACAGGGUGCAUGAGUUGAUCCUGCGUGCUGUUCUGUUGUUAUGGAGAUGUCAGGAGCUGUGCUGGAGAAUACUGGAGCUUCACAGCUUCAAAGUAGUCUCAACAGGCAUCAUCUGGGUUUGCGUGCAGGAGGUAUCGCUGAUGAACUUUGUGUUUUUGGUGUUGUGGACAUUUGCUCUGCCAUAUCCAAAACUGAGGCCUUUGGCCUUCAAUGUAUCUUCUGUUUGGGCCUGUGUGAUGGUUGUGUGUAAAAUGAUGUACCAGCUAAAAAGUAUCAAACCUUCCGAGUAUUCUUCAAACUGCACUGCUGGCCUGUCAUCAUCUAAUGAGAGUUGGACUGCUGGUAACACAGAAGAGCUAUUGAGGAACUCAGUUCUGUAUGUGGCACCAGUAGAUCCAGCGAUGUGGGUCGGCGGACUGAGGAAGUGUGAGGAUCGCAUCCUGCCCUGUCUCUGGAAUCACCUGUUAAUUUUAGGCCUCCUUGUGUUUGAUGUGACUGUCCAUCGCCACCAGUUGCAUCACCGUCUUCAAAAUGGCCUUAAAGCAUCAUACAGCAGCACCAUAUUUCAGGGUGUGACGCAUCAUUAUCUGGACCAAGGCAUUCUGCCCUCCCUAAAAUAUUUUGCUAACUAUUUCUUCUACAAAUUUGGUUUGGAGGUUUGUUUUGUGGUAGCAGUAAAUGUCAUUGGCCAACGGAUGGAUAUCUGUGCGCUUCUGCACUCUUUUGCUCUAAUGGCUGUUCUGGCGCGUCGUCGUAGGAAGGCCAUAGGAGAAGUGUGGCCAAAAUACUGCUGCUUCAUCGCAAGUUUCAUGGUGCUGCAGUACCUGCUGUGCAUUGGCCUUCCACCAGCACUCUGCAUUGAUUAUCUCUGGAGGAAGUCAUCUCCGGCUUUGAGCUCUAAUCUGAUAAAGUGGCUGUAUCUACCAGACUACGCCAUGAGACCCAACGCCACCUUCAUCCUUUAUGACUGCAUGCUGUUGUUGGUAGCGUCUCUGCAGUGGCAGGUCUUUGAGGAUGAAAAUCAGGCUUGCGUGAGACUCCUGGCAGGAGAGAAUGUGGAGAUCAGUCGAAAUCUGGAUCCUCAAGCCCUCAACCAGUACACUCCAGUCAACAACUACCUUCAUUGCCGGUCGUACCUGGACAUGGUGAAGCUGUUUGUGUUUAGUUAUUUUUUCUGGCUGGUUUUAUGUCUCAUCUUCAUCACUGGAACCACAAGAAUUAACAUCUUUUGUCUGGGUUAUCUGAUGGCCUGUUUCUACUUCAUGCUGUUUGGAGGCACGUUACUGCUGCAGCCAGUGCAGUAUGUGCUCAGACUGUGGGACUGUCUCAUAGCGUACACCUGCGUGGUCAUCAGCCUCAAGAACAUGCUCUCACUUGGCUCUUGUGCUUAUCUGGAGAGUCUACAAAAGCACGGCUGUUGGCUCAUUCAAGCAUUUAGCAUGUUCUGCACCAUCAAAGGCUACACGUUACCCAAGCCUGACAAUCAGUGUGAAUUGCCGGAGGGUGAAGCUGGUAUCGUCUGGGAUGCGAUCUGUUUCACUGUGCUGUUGGCUCAGAGGAGAGUUUUCCUCAGCUACUACUUCCUCUACGUCGUGUCUGACCUUCAGACAUCUAAGAUCCUUGCUUCAAGAGGUGCAGAGUUGUUUGAAGCCAAAGUGAAGAAACAGGUGGCAGCAAGAUUGGAGAUGGAGCUAAAAUCUGUGGAGAUUCUGAAGAAACAAAUGGAGAAAAUCAAGUCAAAACAGAAGAAUGCUCCUCAUGAGCAAGAUACAUCAUCUGCUGUUCAUCCUGAAUCCUCACAUUUCCCAAAGCGGAAUGAUGGGGACUGCGGCUAUGAUUUGUUUGAAACUGACAGUGAGGAAGAGGAAGAGGAUGUGAAGGACAGGACACAGGAAAACAUUUUACCUAAGAAGAAAACUGCUUUUCAGUUGGCAUAUGAGGCUUGGACGGCAGGCUCCAAGGCAGCCCUGAGAGACCAUGAACGUCAAGAGGAAGAAGAGCAAGAAGAGCAAAGGAAAGCCAAUAGAAAAUUGCACAGACAAGAGGCCUUGGAGAAAGAGGAGUCUGAUGAGGAGCAGCAAGAGGAGUUCAGUCAGAAUGAAGAGGAAGAAAAAGCUUUAGAGGAUUUCAGGAAAUUGGCUGAUGAGGUGUCAAGCAGAAGGCUUUGGCUCCCCUCUCUGUACCUCUGUGCUUGGCUGGGGGAGGUUCUUCUGCUGCAGGCAAGAGAGUCUCAGUUCUCUUUGGGCCAUGUCAAGUUCAUCUUUGGUGUUGUCCAGCUGCUGGGUCAGAGCUUCAGUCCCAGGUCUGGACACAUCCAGAGGACGUUCACAGGUCCUGAUCCUGUCAUCUUUGUCCUAGAGUUCAGAAUUUGCUAUUUUUAA
Molecule: messenger RNA, 5263 nt
Organism: Megalobrama amblycephala (Wuchang bream)
Lineage: Eukaryota; Metazoa; Chordata; Actinopteri; Cypriniformes; Xenocyprididae
Product: piezo-type mechanosensitive ion channel component 2-like
Exons: 35
Coding region: 371-5263 (1630 amino acids)
Source: RefSeq, a predicted model, not a curated record